CCGGAGCGGCGGGGCGGGCAGCCGUGGGUGGCGGGCCACGUCGGAGGUAGCACCGAGGCAGCCUCUUCCAUUUGGGAUUCGGAAGCCCUCUCCCGCUAGACGAAAGGCCUUUCUUCCCUGCUUCCCCUGACGAUCGCCCCAGAAUCCCCGCCUCACCACAUUUGCCUUGCUUGCUUUGUGUGCUGAGAGAACCGUGAGGAGAGUGCAGUAAAAAUAAUGUGGAACUUUGAACUAGAUCAGACCCCAGCAGGUCCUGGUCUUAAACUGUCAGAAUCUCAGCGCAGUCCUCCGAAAUGGGGCGUGGGGCUCCAUCUCACUGAGAUGAGAAUCGGAACAGUUCGUAUCUCUGAAAAUGUAGGGAACACCCUAUUCCUUCAUAAUAGUAUGCAUCAAGUUUUAUACCUUGAAUCAGGAGAGACAUCUGGAUUUUAUUUUUAAAUUAAAUAUACCAAAAUGAUUAUAUAUAGCUUACAUCUGAAACAGUAAAGUCAGAAUCAGUAUGAGUUUUCAUAAGGAAAGCUGUGGGAAGGGGGCUGAAACCUGUGCUGUUAUAUGUUGGUAAUGACAUGUUAAGCGUUUAAUGAACUGACCUGACAUAUGGUUACUUAUUAGAAAAUAGUUUAAGAUGAAAGGACAUGAAAACUGCAAGAAAAUAGUUCGGAUAGCUCUUUUAAAAUAUGAGUCUGGUCAAGACCUUACAAACCCCUUAGUGGAAUUUAACAUUUUACAGUACAGUUACAGGCCCUAAGAAGAUACAGUCAUGAUUUUGGUGUUCUUGUCACUAGCAAUGAAGCUUACUAGGACAACAGAAUGUUAAACACAUGAAAUUAAGUAGAAAAAAAAAAUCAUGAGGAGUAUGUAUAACUGACUAGUUCCUGUUAGAGGCCAUUCAAAGCAAAAUUAAAUGAUAGGUCUUAAGUUCAAUGAUACAAGUAGUUCUUAAUGCAAGUUCCAUACAAAUGGCACAGAAAUCUAAGUUGAAGAUGGUGUAUCCUCAAAGCGUUAAUGGCAGAAAAAUAUAAGACAUAGCACCUCAGAGAACAAACAUUAGAGAAAUCUUAAUUGGCUCAAGAAACAAUGAAAGUGGUAACAUUUGAAAAUAGCAAAGUUCAACAAAUAUAGAUUGGAACGAGUCAAACAAUGCAGACAUAAUUUAUCUCAAGAAAGACUGCCAUAGUGCUUGAAAUGCUUUUUAUUUAGAAUAGUAGCAAAAAUGGAAAAAGAAAAAGUAAGGGAUGGUGAAAAACCAGACCCAGAAAACUCUUUGGACUUUUCUGAACAGUUUAAUCAGCUUGAAUUGUUGGAAACCCAUGGACACCUGAUUCCUACUGGUACUCAGAGUCUCUGGAUAGGCGAUUCAGAUGAAGAUGAGGAGCAAGAGGAAAAACAUGAAGAGUGGUAUCAAUUGCAAGAGAAAAAAAUGGAAAAAGAUCCAAGCAAAUUGCUUCUUUGGGCUGCUGAAAAAAAUCGGCUUGCUACAGUGCAGAGACUACUUUCUGAGAAGGCCACUGAAGUGAACACUAGGGACGAAGAUGAGUAUACCCCUCUUCACCGAGCAGCCUACAGUGGACACUUAGAUAUUGUUCGUGAGCUAGUCGCUCAGGGGGCAGAUGUUCAUGCAGUGACUGUGGAUGGCUGGACACCACUGCACAGUGCUUGUAAGUGGAAUAACACCAGGGUGGCCUCUUUCUUACUUCAGCACGAUGCAGACAUCAACGCCCAAACAAAAGGCCUCUUGACCCCUUUGCAUCUUGCUGCUGGGAACAGAGACAGCAGGGACACCCUGGAACUCCUCCUGAUGAAUCGCUACAUCAAACCAGGGCUGAAGAACAACUCACAAGAAACUGCUUCCGAUAUCGCCAGGAGGACAAGCAUCUAUCACUACCUCUUUGAAAUCGUGGAAGGCUGUACAAACUCUUCACCUCCGUCUUAAUGGCUCUAGUGAUUUUCUUAAGCUUCAAAGUACCAGUGCCUCCUAUGUAUGAGAUGUAAAAUACCCCAUAUACAGAGAGCAGAUGUCUCACUACAGAAAUUUUGUUGUAUGCAUCACAGUUUUCUUCCAGGUAACAUGCCUAACCUUGAUGUCAAAUGUAUUUGAGAGGAGUUUGGAUGCAUCUGUGGUGAAUGAUGCAGAGCUUGUGAUUUUUAUCAGAGAUAACUUUAGCUGGACAUGGGUAAUACAGAAGCAAAGGAUAUUUUUUUGGUGCUGAUCCAAAAGAAAAGUAUUUUUAAAUAUCCCAUACCCUGAGUCUUUGUUCAGUGUUUAGCAUACUGACUUGUAUUUUUAUAAGCUAAGAUGACUCCAGAUUCUCAUCUUCCACUGGUGCAGCUCCGCUGUCUUCUCUGCAUCUCCAGCUGCUUUCAUUCUAAACAGGAAACACUAACAAAUUAGUGACUUCCAUCUUUCGAAGUUUCAGAAAAUAGUGGAACGUUUAGGUGUUUUGUAAGAUGUAGGCCAUUUGGAGGAAAGCAGUUUAGGGAGAUGUCUAAUCUUGAAUGUUGUACACUGCCUCCCCCACCACAUUCCUCAUAAUCCUGUGGACAGUCCUACCUCACCCUGGUCAACCCAUGUGAUCCUUCUUUUAUGACCAGUCAGUGUCUCCUCUUAGACAUGCACAAAACUGAACCUUGGUCCAGGAGGUUAAAACUGCCCUCCGACGGGUCCACCUAUCUCUCUCCCUGCUGGAUCGGGCCUUCCUUACCUAGACUCAUGAGUUCCAGGAAAUGUCCACCACUACCCCCACAGCCCUCAUUUUCUACAAGCCAUGACGAAGGGACAAGGACUUGGAACGGUGAGGAGUGAUUGUCACACAGGACAGACUGACAAGAGGCUGAGGCUUUCUUACAGAAGCAGGCAGUAUGGAUGGCGACACGGUGUGUAGAAAUAGAGUGAGCUCUGACGCUGCAGGAGGCGUGAGUUCUUUUCCACCUUGAUAGAACUUCCCGGCAUCUGUGGCACACUUUUUCAGACUACAUUAACUUUCUCCUCCUGGUGCCUGCAACAUAGUUUGUGAUGGACUCCCUAGCCCCUCUGUUCCCAAAGGGUCUUCUCACCGUGAGAACUUGGGUCCUAGGGAAAGGCCACUGGGACUCAUCCUUGUUGUCAACUUAGACUUGCCUAGGAGAUGCACCGCUAGCAUGUCUGAAAGGGAGUUUCUAGAAAGAUUUAACUGAAUCGAGAAUACAUACCCAGAUGUGGAUGGCACCAUCACAUGGGCUCAAGUCCCAGAUUAAAUAAAAAGGAGAAAGCAAGCUAAGAACCAGUGUUUGUCUCUGCUUCCUCACUAGUACGGUGUGACCAGCUACCUCACACACUGCCACGCCUUCCUCACCAGGUACCUCACACUGCCACGCCUUCCUAACUGGUACGGUGUGACCAGCUACCUCACACACACUACCACGUCUUCCUCACCAUGUCGACUGCCUCUUACACCAUAUGAUACAUUUUUCCUUAAGGUGGAUUUUGUUUUGUUUUGUUUUUUAAGUGUUUGGUCACAGCAAGAAGAAAAGGAACACACUAAAAUAGUUGUCCUUUCUAAUGUCAUUUUUAAAUGUUGACCUAAUUUUGUCUUUUGGGCUAACCCGUAUAACUCUGUCAACUUAGAUUAAAUAAUGAUUGUUUAAUCAAA
This is a messenger RNA of Peromyscus leucopus (white-footed mouse), 3629 nucleotides long. RefSeq names its product ankyrin repeat domain 49 (gene Ankrd49). The coding region runs from base 1214 to 1933 and encodes 239 amino acids. The transcript is spliced from 3 exons. NCBI's taxonomy places the organism in Eukaryota, Metazoa, Chordata, Mammalia, Rodentia, Cricetidae. Gene Ontology annotation, molecular function: protein binding. The record is from RefSeq and is a predicted model, not a curated record.